Morus notabilis is the source of this 1151-nucleotide messenger RNA. Its product is annotated as 2-oxoglutarate-dependent dioxygenase AOP3. The record is from RefSeq and is a predicted model, not a curated record. The transcript has 3 exons. The coding region runs from base 120 to 1073 and encodes 317 amino acids. Gene Ontology annotation, molecular function: dioxygenase activity. Lineage: Eukaryota; Viridiplantae; Streptophyta; Magnoliopsida; Rosales; Moraceae.
AUCGAAAACCUUUUUUUUUUUAUGCAUUGCAAGAGUACAAACACUUUACACUAGUCUGAUCUAUUGUGUUCUCCAUUUCCAAAACUGAACUACAAAAGUUUAAGAAUACCAAAGAACGUAUGGACACCACAAAACAGGCGAAGAUUCCAAUUGUUGUUUUCUCCAAACUAGAGGACUUGAAGCCUGGCACGAGUUCUUGGCUCUCGGCGCGAAAACAAGUAUGCGACGCACUCGAAGAGCACAGUUAUUUUGUUGCCAGACUAUCGGAGGAAGUUUGUUUGGAGCUUCACAACAGAAUCUUUUCUGCACUUGACGAUCUGUUUGAUUUCCCCAAAGAAAGUAGAGAGAAAAACAUGUCCGAGAAGCCUUUCCGAGGCCACUACUCGGAUAAUGUCGCCAUCGAUAGUGUGGGGAUUGAUGAUGCAACAAGCCUAGAAGAAGCUCUCAACUUUGCUAAGAUCUUCUGGCCCAACGGAAACGACCGAUUUAGUGAAAUUGUGAAUUCAUAUGGGAAAUUCAUGACGGGACUGGAUCAAACGGUGACGAGAAUGAUAUUCGACUACUAUGGUGUUGAAAAGUACAAGUGUGAUUCACACAUUAAAUCGAUGGAAUAUGUUCUCAAAUUCACUAGGUACAAGUUAGAAUCUGAUCAUCAUCACCUACAAAAGAAAGAACAACCCUACGUAGCCAUUGGUGAGCAUGAAGACUUGAGCUUCACCACCAUAAUACAUGAUAACGAUGUGAAUGGUUUGGAGAUCAAAACAAAGGAUGGCAAAUGGAUUGUUUUUGAUGGCUCGCCUUCAUCCUUUUUAGUAAUGGCAAGCGAUGCUUUGCAGUUAUGGAGCAACGACAGAAUAAAACCCUGCACGCAUCGUGUCGUACUCAGAGAAAACAAAGUCAGAUACUCUCUCUUGUUACUUACUUACAACAAAGGAAUCAUUUGUGUUCCAGAGGAGCUAAUCGAUGAGGAACACUCUUUGAGAUAUAAACCACUGAAUCAUCCUGAAUAUGUUGCACUUCAAUACAGGGAUACAAAAACCAGGCUUUGCCUCAAAAGCUUUUGUGGUGUUUGAUUUUUUUUUUAAUUUGUUUCAGUGAGUGUUAGUAUUAUCCAGAUCAUAUAUAUAUAUAUAUAUAUAUAUAUAUAUGCG